Sphaeramia orbicularis (orbiculate cardinalfish) is the source of this 1066-nucleotide messenger RNA. RefSeq names its product nudix (nucleoside diphosphate linked moiety X)-type motif 1 (gene nudt1). Bases 133 to 606 code for a protein of 157 amino acids. Gene Ontology annotation, biological process: DNA protection. Lineage: Eukaryota; Metazoa; Chordata; Actinopteri; Kurtiformes; Apogonidae. Gene Ontology annotation, molecular function: 8-oxo-7,8-dihydroguanosine triphosphate pyrophosphatase activity. The record is from RefSeq and is a predicted model, not a curated record. Gene Ontology annotation, cellular component: cytoplasm. The transcript is spliced from 5 exons.
UUCACGCGGGAGUCAUUCAACGUGUUAUUCCAAGUUUUACUCUGUCUUGUCACAACAAUAACUGAAUAUUCCCCCUGUUUUUAAUCAGAAUUUGUCUCUUUACGCGUAUAUAACUACAACUGAACAGGUGGGAUGAUGUUGAGCCCGAAGCUGCUGACCCUGGUGCUGGUGGUCCAACCGGGCAGGGUUCUGCUGGGCAUGAAGAAGAGAGGGUUCGGGGUUGGGAAGUGGAAUGGCUUUGGGGGCAAAGUUCAGCCAGGAGAAACUAUAGAAGCCGCUGCAAAAAGAGAACUGCUCGAAGAAAGUGGUCUCACAGUGGAUGCUCUUGAGAAGAUUGGAAAUAUCAAAUUUGAAUUUGUUGGAGAAACACAACUGCUCGACGUCCAUAUUUUUAGAGCAGACACUUUUAGCGGAGAACCAACGGAGUCAGAUGAGAUGAGGCCUCAGUGGUUCGAACUCGAUAAAAUCCCCUUCAGUCAAAUGUGGGCUGAUGAUAUCCUGUGGUUCCCGUUGAUGCUGCAGAAGAAAAAGUUUGUUGGCUACUUCACGUUCCAAGGUCAUGAUGUGAUCCUCAGCCAAAAACUGGAGGAGGUGGAGGCGCUGUGAAAAAACCUGGAUGUGUACGGUGCUGAUGGAAGUCAUGACUGGAGAAAAAAAAAAAAAAGCAUCAGGCUUUCACAAUUCUUCUGUAAAAGUAGAUGAAACAUUCAGAGUUCUAUGCUCAGUUUCGGUAGAAAGAAAUACCCAUGACCUGAGGACAAUGUCAGCUAUAUGUUUUAUCUGUAGCACAUUGAGGGUUUGUUUCUGUAAACAUGUUUAAUUCCGUGUUCUUUUAAUCAUAUCAUUACCCCGCCCCCCAAAGAGGAAGCAAGGGGUAGUUUUUGGUUCGGUUUCUUUGUUUGUUAAUACUCUAGCAGUAAAACUAUUGGCUGAAAUCAUACCAAAUUGGGUUUAUAGAUUGCCAGUGACCCAGCAUAGAUGUCAUUGUAUUUUGUUAAAAGUAGGUCAAAGUUGAAAUUUUUUAUGAAUUUUUUACAUUUUUUUUCCCCCAUUUACUUAUAAUGGG